AUGCUGGCAGGCUCAGUAUCCCACUCUCCGCGUCCUCGUCCUCCCGCAAGGUCGAGACGCAUCGCUGCAAAGUCGUCCCCUCCUCCCCCCUACCGUGCGCAGCCUCCGUCUGACGAGGGGACUUGCCGGAGUGAGGUAUUCACGGCCGAGUCCAGGAGCAAGGACUGCGACAAGCUUGCUCUCUCGGCCCAGUCGGAUCAAUGGGACCACCGAUCGCGUGAAGGGUUGUCCAAUCUGCUCACCAAGGCUGAUGAGCUCAUCAGGGACCGGGAACAGGAGUUAAACGCUACGAGUACCGCAUGCAAAACUCUUUACGGGCAUAAUCUUGAAUUGAAGAACAGGCAUAGAGCACUCCUAGCUAGGCUACCUUUGUCACCGGCCGCCUCAUUAUCAACGAGAAAGCCAUCGUCGCCUUCGCCAACGUUCCCUGACACUCAGCUCCCACAGUCUCCCCAUUAUUACAGCGACACGUCGCGCUCGUCAUCUAGAACUAGCUUCCGUGCGUCUUUACCCUUGCAUCGCCGUCAUAUCUCGGUAUCCCCCUCCGACCUGGAGCUUCUGUCCGAAGAGAAUGCACAACUUUUGGCCAAGCUCGAGAAACUGGAAGCAGAAUCUAUCCAGGCCGAUCAAGCCGGGCGGAAGAAGCUCCGGGGUUUGGAAAAGGAGAUACAGGGCCUCCGAGAGGAGCUCGAAAGGACACGCGCAAAGAGUGAUGAACUCGAGGCCAAGGCGAGAGCUGCUAGUGUACAGCGGGACGAGGAGUCGUUGAAGAAGAGACGUGAAAGGGAGGAGAGGGUCCGCGCCCUACGUGAAAAAUCAGUGCAUGAAUCAGACGAUGUCCCCGACUUUGCCCCCGGCAACCCUCUCGGCCUGGGACGCCACUCGAAGCCACACCUCAAGAAGACACUGUGUCUGGACUUUCGCGGAAGCUUUCAUUGCGGGGGGUCGUCAGACGAUCAGCUUCCCAACCCAGGUCUGCUUGGCCUCCCAGACAUAUACAAUGAUGUGGAGGCUCCUACAGAACACGCUCUGAUCUCCCAGCUACUUUCGAAGAUAAGGGAACUUGAGGAGACCAACGCCCAGAUAAUAGACCAGCAGGCCAAGACAACUGUUCAGCUCCAGUCAGUACAGAAGGACGCUGACAGUAUUCGUCUUGCAUACGAGAGCUUGAGUGAUGCCGAGAGCGUCCAGUGGAUUACUGAGAGUGAAGAAUGCGACGAGCGUCCCGAACCGGAGGAAGCAGACGAGACGGUGCGGUUUUCGAGCCUACGUCGUUCCCUUUCCACGGGUUCCCCCAGCGACUCCGUCGACGACAUUGAACCCAACUUUCAGAGUGAUUUAUCUCUCGCUUCCGACCCGGUUUAUACUGACCGGGGGGAUUUUAAUACUCGAACUCGUAAAUCAGUCGUUGGUCUCUUUGAUUCGUCCGCCUCUGCAAGUUCGGUCUCCACGCCCACUCAUCAUAAUACGCCUUCUGUCCAUUCACUCACAAUUCCUGGCCUUCCCCCGGUUCCAUUUGUUCCCCAACCCUCGAGGACGUCAUCCCGAUCACCUUCGCCAAUUCGGAUCGACAGCUUGUCUGGCGCCACGUCCCCUGCUUAUGGGGAUGUGCCGAACCAUCCUACCCUUGAUUGCGAGCUCGGGGCAGCUCGCCAUGAUAACUGGGACGGUAACCAAGACAGCCAUCACUUUAUGACGCCGAGUCUCAUUGGUUUCGGGACGCUCCACUCUCAAUGCUUGACUCCACAUUGCCUCGGGUCCUUGUCCGUUAUCAGCAUGUCAUCCGACAUCCCCCAUGCAGCACCUGGACUCGCAGCGAGGCCACUCGCAGUCUUCACGUCUGCGAUCCAGUCAUCCCCGGGAAGUACUAGACUCCGCCCGAGCACCUGGCGGGGUUACCAGACCAAGUCCGAGACAGCCGCAGAAAGGAAGCGUAGGCAGCUAGAGUCCAUUCGCAUGCGCACGUAUCAUUGGAACCAAAGCCGAUUUGGAGGUACUCUUCUCCCCUCUGCGAAUCGCCAGGGCGCAGAGCUCAGCCCACCGUCGACGCCAGUUCCUGAACGGCUUUCCAGCGCGUUUGACGCUGUCGUUGGUACUAUCGGCCGGAGCAGCAGCCAGAGCAGUGGUGCGUCGCCGGAUGAUGCGCCGCGUGCCACAGCAGAAGAAUCCGCGCAUUCGCGAACGAUGACACAGACGGCUCAGCGUGCGCAACACCGGGGGAUUGUUGCUUUCGUGCUGGAAGUGUGGCUUUGGCUGCAGUUCGUGAUUAUUAUCGUCGUCUUCGUUUGGGCGAUGGCGAAACGCGGCCCGAAGAGUGUGCUGGAGGGUACUGGCAGAAAGAACAGAGGAUGA
This is a messenger RNA of Pisolithus orientalis, 2352 nucleotides long. RefSeq lists its product as uncharacterized. Bases 1 to 2352 code for a protein of 783 amino acids. The transcript is spliced from 3 exons. The record is from RefSeq and is a predicted model, not a curated record. NCBI's taxonomy places the organism in Eukaryota, Fungi, Basidiomycota, Agaricomycetes, Boletales, Pisolithaceae.